ACCAACCGGACAGCCCUGGAGGCAUAUCGGCAUCCCAAUCUAUACAACAGUCACGCAACUCAGCUUGGCAGACUGUAGAAUCAACUCACCACACAAAAAUUCUUUCAUUGAUUACCAUUUUCCAUUAUCAUUAUCGUGCCUGCAGCUAUCACACAUAGCCUUUUUUUUUUUUUUUUUUUUUCCAACCCUGACUAAGACUUUUUGCUGGUCUUCCUCGAUUGCCGGAACCCAGCGGAGGUGAUCAUCAAUCUUGCUUAUCCGAUCGCCGAACAACGUCAGCGGCGUCAAAGAGGGCAACGAUAGUCGCCACAACUCAACAAAAAAAAGAAAAGAAAAAAGACCUGACAUUACCAAAAUGUGCCGCCAAUAUCUCACACUCUACAACUGGUGCCAAUGCGAAAUAGAUUCCGGCUACCAGGCAUGUGGCGCCGGCCAGCCGGACCCAGAGUGUGCCGGCACUGGCUUUGAGACAGUCACCAUGCAUUGCUUUUGCGAAAAGCACGCGACAAAGAAGUUCACUACGGAGAAGAAGCACGAGAAGCACCAGAGAAAGCGAAGCCGCUCCUCGCGCUUGUCCAUCACUAGCAGUUCCUCCCGCAACUCGCGGUACUCGGAUGCCAGCCUCGUCCAGGUGGAGAAUGACCCCCAGCAAGCUCCGAGUUUGCGGCAGAGGUGGUACCGCCGGUGGUCAGGCAUUUUCUGAACCCUUCCGCUCGCGAAAUGAAAGCCGUUCGUCCUUGAGAUAUUGAUU
This is a messenger RNA of Aspergillus versicolor CBS 583.65, 751 nucleotides long. RefSeq lists its product as uncharacterized. The record is from RefSeq and is a predicted model, not a curated record. The transcript has a single exon. Bases 356 to 703 code for a protein of 115 amino acids. NCBI's taxonomy places the organism in Eukaryota, Fungi, Ascomycota, Eurotiomycetes, Eurotiales, Aspergillaceae.